Molecule: messenger RNA, 13214 nt
Organism: Heterocephalus glaber (naked mole-rat)
Lineage: Eukaryota; Metazoa; Chordata; Mammalia; Rodentia; Bathyergidae
Gene: Plxna4
Product: plexin A4
Biological process (GO): regulation of cell migration; semaphorin-plexin signaling pathway
Cellular component (GO): plasma membrane; semaphorin receptor complex
Molecular function (GO): protein binding; semaphorin receptor activity
Source: RefSeq, a predicted model, not a curated record
CGCAGCCCCCAAGAGCCGCCGCCGCCUCUGCUGCUUGGGCUCCGGGCUGGGUGGAGGAAAGGGGUGCCUGGAAUCGAUCCACAUUUCCCGACCUUUUUGCUGGACAUUACGCCCACCUUGGACGCUGCAAGAGGAGCUGUCAGGCCCCGCAGGCUCUGAUUUGGUCCCCUCCGUUUUCCUGUGCUGCUCCCGGCUUCCCUGUGCCUCGGUGGAGUAUUUGCGUUCGGGGCUGGGGCUGGAGGAGGCAGCCACACGCGCGCACACGCACACGUUCAGAGGAGGGCGAGAGGCAGCGGCACAGGCACCAUCUGCAGUGUCAAUGCGGCGCUCCGGCUGAAGGAGGGAAACGCGGCGCUUCCAGCUGUGGAAAAACUGGCACAUUUCUGCAUACAUGCCCUUUGAGUGCAUAGACAGGGAGGUUCCACGUACGCGUAUGGUGGCACAUGGUUUGCAGCAGAAAUAGUGAGCUCCUGCAGCAGUGGAUGCCUCUCAGGCGAGACUGCCCUGCUGCAUCCUGGCCUUCCGAGGGGACAGCUGUGUCCGAGUGCUUCUGUGCUGCGAGGACCCACUUCUGAAAUGAAAGCCAUGCCUUGGAACUGGACUUGUCUGCUCUCCCACCUGCUCAUGGUGGGGAUGGGCUCCUCCACUCUGCUCCCCCGGCAGACUCCCUCACUGUCCCAGAAGCGGUCUUUUGUCACAUUUCGAGGGGAGCCUGCUGAGGGCUUUAAUCACUUGGUGGUGGAUGAGAGGACAGGGCACAUUUACUUGGGGGCUGUCAACCGGAUCUACAAGCUCUCCAGUGACCUGAAGGUCUUGGUGACUCACCAGACAGGGCCAGAUGACGACAACCCCAAGUGCUACCCACCCCGCAUUGUCCAGACCUGCAAUGAGCCCCUGACCAGCACCAACAAUGUCAACAAGAUGCUCCUCAUAGACUACAAGGAGAACAGGCUGAUUGCAUGUGGGAGCCUGUACCAGGGCAUCUGUAAGCUCCUGAGGCUGGAGGACCUUUUCAAGCUGGGGGAGCCCUUUCACAAGAAGGAGCACUACCUGUCAGGGGUUAAUGAGAGUGGCUCAGUUUUUGGGGUGAUCGUCUCCUACAGUAACCUGGAUGACAAACUCUUCAUUGCCACAGCAGUGGAUGGAAAGCCUGAGUAUUUUCCUACCAUCUCUAGCCGGAAGUUGACUAAAAACUCUGAGGCAGAUGGUAUGUUCGCUUAUGUCUUCCAUGAUGAGUUUGUGGCCUCAAUGAUUAAGAUCCCUUCGGACACCUUCACAGUCAUCCCUGAUUUCGAUAUCUAUUAUGUCUAUGGUUUCAGCAGUGGCAACUUUGUAUACUUUUUGACGCUGCAGCCUGAGAUGGUGUCUCCCCCAGGCUCCACAACAAAGGAACAGGUGUACACAUCCAAGCUUGUGAGACUUUGCAAAGAGGACACGGCCUUCAACUCUUAUGUAGAGGUACCCAUUGGCUGUGAGCGCAGUGGGGUUGAGUACCGCUUGCUUCAGGCUGCCUUCCUGUCCAAAGCUGGCGCUGUGCUUGGCAGGACCCUGGGAGUUCAUCCAGAGGAUGACCUCCUCUACACUGUCUUCUCAAAGGGCCAGAAGCGGAAAAUGAAGUCUCUGGAUGAGUCAGCCCUAUGUAUCUUCAUCUUAAAGCAGAUCAAUGACCGCAUUAAGGAGCGGUUACAAUCUUGCUACCGGGGUGAGGGCACACUGGACCUAGCCUGGCUUAAGGUGAAGGACAUCCCCUGCAGCAGUGCGCUCUUAACCAUUGACGAUAAUUUCUGUGGCCUGGAUAUGAAUGCUCCCCUGGGAGUGUCUGAGAUGGUGCGAGGCAUUCCCGUCUUCACGGAGGACAGGGACCGCAUGACUUCCAUCAUCGCAUAUGUCUACAAGAAUCACUCUCUGGCCUUUGUGGGCACCAAGAGCGGCAAGUUGAAGAAGAUCCGAGUGGAUGGGCCCAGGGGCAACGCCCUCCAAUACGAGACUGUGCAGGUAGUAGAUCCUGGUCCAGUCCUUAGGGACAUGGCCUUCUCCAAGGACCACGAACAACUGUACAUCAUGUCAGAAAGGCAGCUCACCAGAGUCCCUGUGGAGUCCUGCAGUCAAUACCGGAGCUGUAGUGAGUGCCUUGGCUCUGGCGAUCCCCACUGUGGCUGGUGUGUGCUGCACAACACGUGUACCCGGAAGGAACGGUGUGAGCGGUCCAGGGAGCCCCGAAGGUUUGCCUCAGAGAUGAAGCAGUGUGUCCGGCUGACAGUUCAUCCCAACAACAUCUCCGUCUCUCAGUACAACGUGCUGCUGGUCCUAGAGACAUACAAUGUCCCAGAGCUGUCAGCGGGUGUCAACUGCACCUUUGAGGACCUGUCAGAGAUGGAUGGGCUGGUGGUAGGCAAUCAAAUCCACUGCUACUCGCCAGCAGCCAAGGAGGUGCCCCGGAUCAUCACGGAAAAUGGGGACCACCAUGUUGUACAGCUGCAACUCAAGUCCAAAGAGACGGGUAUGACCUUUGCCAGCACCAGCUUCGUCUUCUACAACUGCAGCGUCCAUAAUUCGUGCCUGUCCUGCGUGGAGAGCCCAUACCGCUGCCACUGGUGUAAAUACCGGCACGUAUGCACCCACGACCCCAAGACGUGUUCCUUCCAGGAGGGCCGUGUGAAGCUGCCCGAGGACUGCCCCCAGCUGCUGCGAGUGGACAAGAUCCUGGUGCCUGUGGAGGUGAUCAAGCCCAUCACACUGAAGGCCAAGAACCUCCCACAGCCGCAGUCAGGCCAGCGUGGCUACGAGUGCAUCCUGAACAUCCAGGGCAGUGAGCAGCGGGUGCCUGCCCUACGCUUCAAUAGCUCCAGCGUGCAGUGCCAGAACACAUCCUAUUCUUAUGAAGGGAUGGAGAUCAACAACCUGCCUGUGGAGCUGACAGUUGUGUGGAAUGGGCACUUUAACAUCGACAAUCCUGCUCAGAAUAAAGUUCACCUCUACAAGUGUGGGGCCAUGCGUGAGAGCUGUGGGCUGUGUCUCAAAGCUGACCCAGACUUCGAGUGUGGCUGGUGCCAGAACCCAGGCCAGUGCACCCUGCGCCAGCACUGCCCUGCCCAUGAGAGUCGGUGGCUGGAGCUGUCGGGUGCCAACAGCAAGUGCACGAAUCCCCGCAUCACGGAGAUAAUUCCAGUGACAGGCCCCCGGGAAGGGGGCACCAAGGUCACCAUCCGGGGAGAGAACCUGGGCCUGGAAUUCCGGGACAUUGCCUCCCAUGUCAAGGUGGCUGGUGUGGAGUGCAGCCCUUUAGUGGAUGGCUACAUCCCUGCGGAACAGAUCGUGUGUGAGAUGGGGGAGGCCAAGCCCAGCCAGCACGCGGGCUUUGUGGAGAUCUGUGUGGCCCUGUGUCGGCCUGAGUUUAUGGCCCGCUCCUCGCAGCUCUACUACUUCAUGACCCUGACGCUCUUAGACCUAAAGCCCAGCCGGGGGCCCAUGUCUGGGGGCACCCAAGUGACCAUCACGGGCACCAAUCUGAACGCGGGCAGCAACGUGGUGGUGAUGUUUGGAAAGCAGCCCUGCCUCUUCCACAGGCGAUCUCCAUCCUUCAUUGUCUGCAACACCACGUCCUCAAAUGAGGUUCUGGAGAUGAAGGUGACAGUGCAGGUGGACAGGGCCAGGAUCCGCCAGGACCUGGUCUUCCAGUAUGUGGAGGACCCCACCAUUGUUCGCAUUGAGCCAGAGUGGAGUAUUGUCAGUGGAAACACACCCAUUGCUGUCUGGGGCACUCACCUGGACCUCAUUCAGAACCCCCAGAUCCGUGCCAAGCAUGGAGGGAAGGAGCACAUCAAUAUCUGCGAGGUUCUGAAUGCUACCGAGAUGACCUGCCAGGCUCCAGCCCUGGCCCUCGAUCCUGACUACCAGUCAGACCUCACUGAGAGGCCUGAGGAGUUUGGCUUCAUCCUGGACAAUGUCCAAUCUCUGCUCAUCCUCAACAAGACCAAUUUCACCUACUAUCCCAACCCUGUAUUUGAAGCCUUUGGACCCUCGGGUAUCCUGGAACUGAAGCCCGGUACCCCCAUCAUCCUGAAGGGCAAAAACCUGAUCCCACCCGUGGCUGGGGCCAAUGUGAAGCUCAACUACACCGUUCUGGUCGGGGAGAAGCCGUGCACUGUGACUGUGUCGGAUGUGCAGCUGCUCUGCGAGUCCCCCAACCUCAUCGGCAGACACAAAGUGAUGGCCCGUGUUGGUGGCAUGGAGUACUCCCCAGGGAUGGUAUAUAUCGCCCCGGACAGCCCUCUCAGCCUGCCUGCCAUCAUCAGCAUCGCUGUGGCUGGUGGCCUCCUCAUCAUCUUCAUCGUUGCUGUGCUCAUCGCCUACAAACGCAAGUCUCGCGAGAGCGACCUCACGCUGAAGCGGCUGCAGAUGCAGAUGGACAACCUGGAGUCCCGAGUGGCACUGGAGUGCAAGGAAGCUUUUGCCGAGCUGCAGACAGACAUCCAUGAGCUGACCAGUGACCUGGAUGGAGCUGGGAUUCCCUUCCUGGACUACAGGACCUACACCAUGCGGGUGCUGUUCCCGGGAAUUGAAGACCACCCUGUGCUCCGGGACCUAGAGGUUCCUGGGUACCGGCAGGAGCGCGUGGAGAAAGGUCUGAAGCUCUUCGCUCAGCUCAUCAAUAACAAGGUGUUCCUGCUGUCCUUCAUCCGCACACUGGAGUCCCAGCGCAGCUUCUCCAUGCGCGACCGGGGCAACGUGGCCUCACUCAUCAUGACAGUGCUGCAGAGCAAGCUGGAGUACGCCACCGAUGUGCUGAAGCAGCUGCUGGCCGACCUCAUUGACAAGAACCUGGAGAGCAAGAACCACCCCAAGCUGCUGCUCAGGAGGACGGAGUCAGUGGCCGAGAAGAUGUUGACCAACUGGUUCACUUUCCUCCUCUACAAGUUCCUCAAGGAGUGUGCUGGGGAGCCCCUCUUCUCCCUGUUCUGUGCCAUCAAGCAGCAGAUGGAGAAGGGGCCCAUUGACGCCAUCACGGGGGAGGCCCGCUACUCCCUGAGUGAGGACAAGCUCAUCCGGCAGCAGAUCGAGUACAAGACCCUGGUCCUGAGCUGUGUCAGCCCAGACAAUGCCAAUAGUCCCGAGGUUCCAGUGAAGAUCCUCAACUGUGACACCAUCACUCAGGUCAAGGAGAAGAUUCUGGAUGCCAUCUUCAAGAACGUGCCCUGCUCCCACCGGCCCAAGGCUGCAGACAUGGACCUUGAGUGGCGACAAGGAAGUGGGGCAAGGAUGAUCCUGCAAGAUGAAGACAUCACCACCAAAAUUGAGAAUGACUGGAAGAGACUAAACACCCUGGCCCAUUACCAGGUGCCAGAUGGCUCUGUGGUGGCCUUAGUGUCUAAGCAGGUGACAGCCUAUAAUGCAGUGAACAACUCCACAGUCUCCAGGACCUCAGCAAGUAAAUAUGAAAACAUGAUCCGGUACACGGGCAGCCCAGAUAGCCUCCGCUCAAGAACUCCCAUGAUCACUCCUGACCUGGAGAGUGGAGUCAAGAUGUGGCACCUGGUGAAGAAUCACGAGCAUGGGGACCAGAAAGAGGGUGACCGGGGGAGCAAGAUGGUGUCUGAGAUCUAUCUAACUCGGCUACUGGCCACUAAGGGCACACUGCAGAAGUUUGUGGACGACCUCUUUGAGACCAUCUUCAGCACGGCCCACCGCGGCUCCGCCCUGCCACUGGCCAUCAAAUACAUGUUUGACUUCCUAGAUGAGCAGGCUGACAAGCACGGCAUUCAUGACCCCCACGUCCGCCACACUUGGAAGAGUAACUGCCUGCCCCUGAGGUUUUGGGUCAACAUGAUCAAGAACCCACAGUUUGUGUUCGACAUCCACAAGAACAGCAUCACAGACGCCUGCCUCUCUGUAGUGGCUCAGACCUUCAUGGACUCCUGCUCCACAUCAGAGCACCGGUUGGGCAAGGAUUCGCCCUCCAACAAGCUGCUCUAUGCCAAGGACAUCCCCAGCUACAAGAGCUGGGUGGAGAGGUAUUACUCUGACAUCGGGAAGAUGCCAGCCAUCAGUGACCAGGACAUGAAUGCAUACCUGGCUGAGCAGUCCCGGAUGCACAUGAAUGAGUUCAACACUAUGAGUGCACUCUCAGAGAUCUUCUCCUAUGUGGGCAAAUACAGCGAGGAGAUCCUUGGACCCCUGGACCAUGAUGACCAGUGUGGGAAGCAGAAACUGGCCUACAAACUAGAACAAGUCAUAACCCUCAUGAGCUUAGACAGCUGAGAACCAUCCUUCCAGGGCCACCCUGGAGGGAGGGACACACCAAGCCGUGCCUCAGUCUAGAUUAUCAUCUUUACCAAGUGCAAGUUCCGACUGGCAUCAGCAGCAUCCCCUGAGCAGUGCUGUCUCUCUCUCCCCACCCCCUUCUCUGCCUCUCUCUGUCUCUCCCUCCUUCCUGGUACUCUUCUCUUUCAGUUUCUCUGCCAACAUGAUUGGACCAAGCCACCAACCCUCAGUCACUCUUUGGUGGCCACCAGGCCCACAGUGAGGGAUCUGACCAGAAGAUGUCAGAGCGGGCCCUCUUCCAACUGCUUCUGACUCCACACACCAGCAGCAGGGCCCAAAUAUGGAUGAGGAGCUGUGGACAGAGGACAUUUCUAUGCUGCUACUUCACCUUCUUCUUGGAGAGUGAUCCAAAACUUGGCUUAGGGAAGAAACAGUGAGCUCAGUAUUAUCUUCACUGGGAAGAUGUCACCUGGCUCUCCCCCCGCCAUGCUUCUAUCUCCAAGGAGCCAGUCAGUGAUCUGGGUGCUUUGCAACAGUGAGAAGAAAGAUCUCACCUUCCACAUGUAGCUGGAGUGGGGACCACAUGAGGAGUUGGGAAGUGCUCCUUGGGGGUACCUCCUACCUGUUUGCUUGGUGUCUGGAGGCCUCUUGUCCGUUGGAGUCUCCUUGGAGCCCUUAAAGGGGUCCAUAUAGACCUGUCUGCCCAGCUCUUCCCCUGCCUGUGGAAAACAAGACAGGAGAAAAAUAUAGCAGUUCAAUUCCACCAUGGAGACACCCUAACUUCUAAUCUAGCUCAUAGCAGCAGAAGUGUAAGGUGGAGGGGAGAAAAAGAAAGAGUGCUGCAGCUGCCCUAGAAGAAGCAUUUGCUGUUCUCCGUUCACUCCCAAAUCCAACUGCAUAAUCAUAGGUCUAGUUCAUUGCCAGAGCCUGAGUGCUGUCUAGAGAAGGCACCCCCACCUCCUUGUCACCCUUCAUCAAACAUCCAUGAGAAAUGCGAGUGCAUCCAGGAGAUUCUACCUCCAGCCAUCUCCAAGGCUCCAUGCCCACCAUCCUUGAGAACUUCACAGAAGGCUGGGGCAGACAGCCUAGUCUCUGGCCCCCACGCCUGCAGAAUCUGGUGCCAUUGCUAUGCAGAUGACUUUGUCACUGGGCUCUCCAGACCUCCUUGGAACUAUUUCAUCAACAUCUCAGCUGUGUCUUUAGUCAUUCUCCUUCUUCCUCUCUUCAGCAUCAUUGGAAGAAACAUACACAAGCACAGUCACACCAGGGCAAACCAAAUGCCAGCCAGCCUUGGCCCCCAGCUUGUCAUGCCUGGGGAGGACUGGAGAGCCAAGCUGAGGGACUGGCUGGAAAUUAAAGAAGGGACAUACAACUGACUGUGGCCCUGGCAUCCAUCUCUCCAUCUGUCAGGCAAAUGUGUGCUCAGAAAUGGGUCCUGGGUGAGCAGGGGCUAUGGUGAGAUGUGGUCUAGUGGUGGGUCCGAAGAGCCUAUAGUUUGGAAGGGACCUUCUAUGCUGUGUGGAUCCGUAUCCACCAUAAGCAGGAAUCUCUUCUGCCAGGUCUGGUAUGGAAUUGUCCUCCACUUUGGGAAGCAAGGAGAAGGCAGAGUCGAUAAGGAUCUGGCAGUUUUGCCUUCACCCUCUGAGCAUCAGACAUCAUUCUUUGUCAUCCACUCAAAAGGAACCCUAAGUGGGGAAGGAGCCACUCGUUUCCAACAGAGUCCAUGCAGCAUCCUGCACUUUCAAGAACACUAGCUCCUUUGGAUAUGAAUGUGUGUGUGUGUGUGCACAUGCGUGUGAGUGCAUGUGCGACCAUGCGUGUGUAAGUGUGUCUGCCCUAGGAGUAGGCAGAGAGCUCCAAAAGAUUUCUUGUCCCACGUAGAAGGAUGUUGAAGUGUUUCCCUUCUGUGUACCCUGGUUCAUCAAUUCAUCCUGCAGCUUCAGGAUAUUUCAACACUUGCUUUCUAUGCUGAGUGCUGGAGAAGAGGUGAUCCAUCCAUAAAAAUUCAGGGUGGUCACCUGCUGAGGCUGGGACUUUGGUGACCUAGAGCAGAGCGUCACAUGGCAUUGGAGAGGACAAAUGGAAAAGAUACAAGCAACCUAACAAGUAGGAAAAGGAGAAUGAGAAAAGAUGCAUUUAAAAGGAGAAAACAAAUGUAACCAAAGGUUUCGGCAAAUGUGCCAGAUGGAGAAACAUGGAAUUUCUAUCGUUGAUCAUGUUAUUUUCUCCCCAAAAGCCACAGGACCUGAAGGGCAGAAAGAGUGCAUGUGGGAAGCGGGCUGAGGAAUCACCUUGGCCACUAAAAUAUUUUUGCACACAUGAAAGGGUGGGGAAGAGAGACACAAACAUUUAACACAGAUUUGCUGGCUGGAAGCUCCGAGUGAGUGUGUAUGAGUGAAUGCAUUUUGAUUUAUUUUUUAAGUUUUGCACAGUUAGAAAAAAAAAUGAACAAGAAAAAAAAAGACUGUUAUCAUGGUUUUGCUGAAGCUUUUAUUUUUUACCAGAUGAUUAUUAUUGUUACUAUUACGUUGUCGGUACAGGACUUUUCCCCCCAUGUUUUUGUUAUAAACAACACUUCAAACAUCACAGAGAAACCCAAAUGUCAGGAAGAAAAUAGAGGGAAGGACAGACAAGUUUCCUGUCUCUCCUCAUUUCUGCCAGGUGAGGGUUUGGGGCACAUUUUAAUUUAAUUGGUGUUUAAUUUAAUAGGUUGUUUCUGGCACUUUGCCUGAAGUCACUAGGGCCUGUGUGGGGACUGAGAAACUGUUGUCACCCAAAACCAUAACCCAUCUUGCCCCUAAACAUCCUUUUUUUCCUUUUACUGUUUUUUCCCAUUUCUUCCAUUUGACUUGAUGCAAGUGUGAUACGUUUAAAAGCAAAGACAGUCAAUGUAGCCCAAAAUUUCCCCCUCAAAUCUUCUCUCUCAAAUUCCCCUGUGAUUCUCUAGCUCCUCUUGACACAUCAGAGACCCAGAUAGCUCCCAGCGUGUCCUGUGGGGUCCCAGAGGAAGGAGUUAAUGUGGUCAUGUGAAGGGAGCAACUCUCGCACCUCCCUCUGCAUUGGGGUCAAUUUGCAGGGCCCCAGUUCUGUUGUAGGUGAAAACUUUAUCUCACCCCUUGCAUCUGGGCUGUAGGCAGGGGAGAAAAGGGAAUCUCCCUCACUACUCCCUUUACCUUGCUCCUGCACCCUCCUCCUCUUGAGACCACAGGGUCUAAAUGGUACCAUAUCACAUUGUCAAAAACAAUUAAGCUAAGUUAGGCAAGGAUUUUGAAUGUAGAGGUCAGAUGGGUUGAUGUCUGGUAGUGCUGGGGAGCAGGGGAACUCAAUGGGGUCCUGAAUUUAAAUGAAUGGAUAGAGAGAGCAGAGAAAGAUAGCUGUAGCCUAGCCAUCUCUCCUAAGACAUAUGUCCCUUAGGUGUGGGUUUGGCCUUCCUUUGCCCUUCCCAGUACGGCAAGACCCUGACAUUUCUCAGUUAACUGCAAACAGUGACAUUAAGUGAAGUUGGCUGUUGUGUCAAUUACUUCCUCAGAAAAAAACUUUCUUGCUUUCUUUCAAUAUGGCUUUAAAUUUCGGGACAGGGGAUACCCCAAGUGCCCUCCAUGCCAAGGUACCUUACAACUUGUAUAAUAUGCAUAGCCAGAAGAGGCAGCCUUCUGGCUCAGGAUACUUGAGAGGCUUGGGAUAGUUGAAUGGGGCCAUGUCCAGAAAGAGAAGUCCUUUAAAUGAAUCUUGAAGUUUGAGGCUGAAUGUCCAGGACUGCUCCCAGGGAGAAGCUGGAGUUACUUACGGAUAAGAUCUCUCUGUCCUGGUCCGCUUGGCUCACCUCCCACUCCGAGCCCAGGGUCAAUGUCGAUGUACUGCCCCAGUACCUCCCCAGCUCUGGCAUUCCCAGUACUCAGGUGCUCUAUUGAAUGUCUGGCUUCUGACUGUGCCCCGCUCCAGGUGGUGAGUAUCCUCUCUGUUCCUCCUUGUCCCUCUUGUACGUGGAAGUCCAUCAGAAGGCCAUCUGUUACCCCCAGGACAGAAGCAGCUCAGACUUCAGUCCAGCUCUCUGGGCCUGUCCCAGCCCAGUCCUGGCCAACCCACCCACACAAAACUGUCUCUCUCAAUGAAAGGGGCUCCCUUAUCCAGCCAAGGCUUUGCAGGUUCCCAUCAGAGAAACCAUGCAACUUCCACAGUGACAUCCCAAAUGACCUCCACUCCAACCAAUGAGCCUCUGCUGUUGUUUCUAGGCCCCAGACUAUGCUGUCAUCCACCUGGAGCUAGGCAUCUUUCACUUUGGCCUGAAAAGAGAAGUUCCAUUGCCAUCUGUCUUCUUUCACAGGACUGAGGAAACCCUGUCUCUGACUUUGACUUCACAGCAUGCUGGUCAGUGUUUAACCAAGUGAAGAGCCGGUGUUCCCACCAUCAGGAACAACCUUCCCUCUUUCUCACAGGGAAGCAAGGAGGGAGGGGAAGACUGACCUAGGGAGCCACUCUGAAGGCAGAAAGCCCAGAGACACCUGCCUCAUGUCCCUCCCAGGAAUAGCACCUAGGGAGCAGUCCCAGCAAGCUCCUAGAGGCCUCUGAGGGGCAUUUCUUUGGUGAGUGAUCUCCAGGGACACAACAGGCCUGGGUGGUUCACUCCUCUGGCUCCUCUUGGGCCUUUUCUUUUGUUCCUCAUCCAUAUAAAGGCCCUUUAGGACAGGUGACUGGGGCACUCUGACUUCUCCACUCUUUCCAUUUAAAAAGCUAUGGGCUAUUUAUUUGGAGUCUUGUUCAUUAUUAUUUUUCUUUGUAUAUUUUAAGAGUUUGAGAGUAAGAAAGGAGCCUGGGUGUGGGAAUAAAGUCCAAAGGACGGGAGGGAAGGACACCUGUGACUUCAGAAAAGAUGAGGAGAACCUCAAGGGCCAAGGGUAACCUCUCCUAUCGUUAAAAAAAGGAGUCAGGAAAUUCCCCAAUGUAGAUGUGCUAGGGGAAGCUACCUGCCUGGUUGCUAAGACUCUCAGGGCCUGCUCUUUUGACAGAGUGGCCAUUACACCCCUCUUUUCCCUCCUUACCCCAAGGUGUUCUGCACAGAGCCAACUAGAGCCUUACCUCACAAGGGGGCGGCCACAAGAGACCCUGAAGAGACAGCUCCUAAAGGAGGCCAGGACACUACCAGCCUCUUCUCUCAUGGUGCUCUGAGUGGGGUACAGAGCCUUAGCCUGGAUAUCUGACCAUUCUUCCUGUUUAGAAAGUAAUCACUGCAGGAAAAGUUUCAGGCAUUAAGAGAGACUUUUUUCUUUCUUUCUCUUUCUUUCUUUCUUUUUUACUACAAAUCAUUGCUCCCCAAUAAAACUAUCUUUUUAUUAUGGGGAAUGUCCAAGUUUUAAAAAUAUAUAGAAUUUUUUGGUUAUAAAAGUAAUACAUACUCAUUAGAGUCACAAUUAGAUUCCUCAAGUAGACUGAUGACUAGUAGAAAGCAAAUCUAAGAAAAACAAAACAAAAUCAUUAAGGAAAAAAAGAACUUUCUGUUAGUAUUGGCAGAGGUAUAGUGAAGUGGCCCAGGUGGGCUUGAAGCCCUUGGCUGGGGAGUUUCACCUGCCUCUUCUCCCUCCUCCUUGAGCUUAUGUCUUGUCUUGGCUUUCCAAGCUGCCCCUGGAGUUGCUGAAUCCUACAUAUUUCUUAUCAGCUUCCCUCAAGCUACAGGGAAGCCCUGUCUGGGGUACCCGAAUUCUCCCUCCCCAAGAAUGCAAAAGCAAAUAGACUCCGCCUAUGCAGCUCGUUUCCCACUGGUUUCUUUCGUUAGUAUCUUUGAACUUCAACUCAAGCACAUUUUGGAAGGGCUCCCUUUUGAGAGUAGAAUUCAAAACAGAGGAUACAGUUAAAUAGCAACCCAAAAGCCACUUCAGAACCCAAGACCACUUUAGCAGACAGGACUAAUGAACGCUUGCACACACAGAGGACAGUGGGCAUCCAGGCACAGAAUGAAGAUGGACUACAUGUCUUCAUCUGUUCUCCUUCCCACUGCUUUCCUGGAUGUUCUUGUCAGCUUGUUGGCUUGUUAAACCUUCCGUUCUUUGACAGAAAAGCUAGUUUACCUCAAAGAAUCUUGUUUCCAUUUGGAAACUAAUGACUUUGUGCUUUGGGGUGGAUGACCCUCCCCUUCCAUCACCCCCUGCCUGGGCUUGGUGUCCUUGGGCAUGAUUUUGGCUUAGUCCCAUGUUGACUGCUCUGAGUGAGAACAAGGCCUCCAGGCCCUGCAGUGGGAAGAAGGAUUGGAUGCAGAUGCCUUCCUCCCCACUUUAGCUUGUAGGGACUAGCCUCUCUUCCAUCAGGGUCCUGCCAGGUUACCACAGCAACCAACAACUCCAGGGUACCACAAUAGACAACGGCUUAGUGAGCUGAGGUGCAGGGGGAGAGCAGGGGUUCUGGCCUGGUCAGAUGACCCAGAAUGAAACCCCAAAUCCUACAGGGGGAAGAGGAAGAACAGGAAUGGGUGCAUGGGUGUUUUAAGGAACUGCCAGAGGUCUUUCAGUCUCAGAGAGAGGCCACUGAAGGAGGUAGAAGAGGUCAUUUCUGUUCCAGUUACCCUCUUCCUGCCCCACCCCACUUCUGUUCCAAAAUAAAGCUCCCACCUUGAACACUGACCCUUUGUUAGAACACAGCAAAAUAUACCUUUAGACAACAGUGUUAAAAAUGAGCCUCAAAGAUAGGUGGAUGAGACCGAUGUGAAAAAGAGGGUCUUCUGGUUUUGGUUUUUAAAGAAGAGUAUCCUAAUAAGAUUUACAAAAAAAGAUUUUAAAAAAGUUUUUAAAAAGAAAACCUAUGAUAUUUAAAUUGGAGCCCAGUUGUAACUUGGUAAAGGCAAGCUUCUGUACCUUUGUUAUAAUUAAUUGUAUACCUGUGUAUGUAAAUAUAAGGCAUUCCUAUUUUGCAGUUCAGAACAAAAAACUUAUUUGUAAUAUAGAAUAAAGUUUAUUAAAAAAUAA